GCUUCUGCUCUCGAACGAACCGCGAGCUUUUUUGGGUGUCAGUGAUUUAGGCUGUGUACUGCGGCUGCUGCUACUGCGAGCUCUCACCAUUGAUUAUUCCAGACUCCACUGCUGCUGUGGAAAGUAACAGUGUGGAGCUUUGUUUUCUAUUUUUACGAUUUUACGAGUUUCAUGUCGGCGGAAAUCCGCACUGCGAAUCCAAGAGGAUCGCGGUGAUGAGAAGCUCAGACAACCGACACCUCGCAUUGGAAAAGCUACUAGCCACACUCACAAAUGGGACUAGGAUUGGCGGGUGGAAGAGAGGGCUUGCGCAGUGCUAGGCUUCGUUAACCAGUCGCGUUGGCCGAGGAACGCAAUCGCCGCAACUGCUAUGCCGAAUCACAUGAAAGCUCUCUACGAUCAGGUGGUGUUCGAGCGCCGUAUUUUGCUCGGCUGCACGGUUCUGCUUGGGUUGUCGGUGUGCGUAUGGGCAGUGUCGAUCGGUACUGACCACUGGCUGACGGCUUUGCCACCAGUCGACCAAGAUAUCAUUGUCAGCCAGUCGACGCGCAACGGCACCAAGCACUUCGAAGGCGGGCACUCCGGAUUAUUCAAAGCUUGCACUUACGGAUACAUCGAUCAUCGAAAUGGAAGCGAGAAGACUCCUUAUCGAGAAUGCAGCCAGAACGACAUGUUGCCCGAGGAGAUGAAGCUUAAACAAAAACGACGACAGGAUUCUGACAAGACACUCGAUAGUUAUGCCAGAACAGAUGUUUCAUUCGCUAUCAUUAGCAUGUUCGUUAUGGUCAUGGGCUUUGGAUUUUCAAUUUAUACGUUCCGCAACCCACGCUAUAUGUUCAAGCGAUUGGCCGGAGGUAUUGAUUUUAUAACGUGUGCAUGUACAAUGGUAGUAAUCCAAGUGUUGAUAGGUUCCAAAGAUUACGGCAGCAAGCGCGACAACUGGAUCUUCCCGAAAGAGGCAGAGCUGUCAUUCGGCUACUCUCUGAUUCUCGCGUGCUUCGUCUUCUUGGCUAAUCUCGUGGCCGGCUGUGCGUUUAUGAUAUUUUCGAGGAAGCGUAAGCGCGACAGAGCGCCCAAUGACGAGCUUGCAAUGGCGGACGAGCCGACGAUAAUCGGACGUUGAAGUGCUGGUCCUUUGCCAAUCAAAUUGGAAUGUUAUCGUCGUUUGGCGCUCGAUUCGAUGGUUAUGACCGCUGCCGGGACUCUUUUCAAAAGCUUUUAUCGCGUAGAAUGUCUCUUUAGAUGAAAAACUCGUGCCAGAGAACUCGUUGUUGAACAAUAAUGCCACGAAGUUUAACCAAAGAUAACGUAUGACUUUGCGAUUCGUAAGUCGCAAAAAAGAUGAAUAUAUAUAUAGUGAUAAGCUUAAUAAUAUUUUCCGCACCAUUUGAUGAAACAAAAGCACCUUCGCCCAACCAAAGCCACAGUUGAUUCUCUGCCUCGAGCGGCAAGUGCAACGCAAUCGUGUAAAUGUAAAUGAAAGCGCGCGUAGUCAAGUGAGUGAGAGAGUGUCAAAUUACUACGACGGCGCAUCGGGUAAUGGUACGAACGAGCUUAGAAAGAAGUAUCAAUAAGCAACGUCGCUUGUGAAAGGCGAGAUGGUGCUCUUAAGAUGGUGGCUUUACAAGAAUAAGCUUUUUGUGCUUGAUGGCUCUCUAUGACUGCGAAAAAUAUUCAACGCUCACACUUUCUACCGGAAAAAUAAUUAAACUUUGCAAUACUGAAAUAAUCCAUCCCCGACAUUGUUAACUUCCCUCGCUACGUAGAAAUAUGAAAAUCUCCGACGUUUUUUUUCUUUCCAAAUGUGUGACAACAAAUGUAAAAGGUUGAUUUACCAAUUCUCAAUCACAUACUUUCAUAUCACGAUGAUACCGUUUCUAUUGUCGAAAUAAUAAAAUUUUCAAGUUUCGAAAUAAGCAAGAUGACCAAUUGUGGGGAGCCAAUGAAAUUAUAGUUUGCACCUGAACCAGGUAUAUUUUUACAAAAUACUUAACUAUUAUCUUCGCACGCGCGAACAUUUAAGGGCCAAAUGUGAAUGUAAAUUAAAAAGAAAGGUUCGAUAUUUUUGGAUUGAGAAUAUGCGUAUGUACUAGGCACUUUGUAAUGUAUCAAGAUUACUAUUAUGAAGAUCUACUAACAGAGCUUAGAAAUCUUUCUAGUUUUAAAAAUAUAUAUAAACUAACACUACGACGCAGCGAUUUUUCGUCCUUGGAACAAAGUUCCUUAUUUUCUCACACUUCUAAACUUGUAAAUAAUAAGAGAAAAGUUGUGUAUAUUCUUGUGGUAUUAUUUAUGUCAUAAAUAACAUGCAUGUAUAAUCUGUACGUCGUUAUCAAUCUUUUUUUUUCUUACAAACAUUUCAUUGUUAUAAAUA
Phymastichus coffea is the source of this 2374-nucleotide messenger RNA. RefSeq lists its product as uncharacterized. NCBI's taxonomy places the organism in Eukaryota, Metazoa, Arthropoda, Insecta, Hymenoptera, Eulophidae. The coding region runs from base 371 to 1123 and encodes 250 amino acids. The record is from RefSeq and is a predicted model, not a curated record. Gene Ontology annotation, cellular component: plasma membrane. The transcript has 6 exons.